AUGACCAUGCAAAUGAAUACGUCAAUGGGCAUGAACAUGGAUGCGGGCGGCAGAAACAUCAUGCCAGAGACUGAUAUCUUGAGCGAUGAAAACAACUUGCCUGCGCAAUUCGUUGCUGCAACAAGAAUCAGUAUGAAAAACUUUAUGGACAAGCCUAAUGAAUUCCGCAAUAUGGUACAAACUUACUGUAUCAAAAAAGGAAAACCUCUCGUUAUCUCUGAUAUGAACACUUUGCCUGGAUGGGACGAUGGCACCUUCUCACUUGAUCAACUGAAAGCAUAUCGUGGUGAUGAAAAUGCUGCUCUUGAUUUUCCUGACGCUGUCAAGAGGGACGUUGUGUUGGGUAAAUUCAUCGAAAAGCUGCAACAAGAAAACCACCUGGAAAGGGACCACUCGUAUCCUAUGCUCAAGAACUCUACCCAAAAGGUGUAUGCCAAGGACAUUACCUGCCCCACUGAAUAUACUGCUGCAUUGGAAAAGAUAGUCCCAGACUACUUGCUCCCUCAUGGACCUGAUGAUCUGUUCUCCAUCUUGCCUCAACGCUUCCGUGCGGAAAACCUCAUGUGCUAUUUAGGGCAAGACAAUACUGGUACACCUAUCCACCGUGAUCUCUGUGGUACUAUGGGUCAUAACCUCAUGACAAUGGGCGACGCAGAUAGCUUUGCUGAAUGGAUUAUUAUUGAAAGUGACCACCGCGAUGAACUGGCUGGCAUCUUGCGACCUUCACAGACCGAGAAUUUGGUGGCAGACCUCAGCAGCCCACCAAAACACACCAAGAGCUCAUUCAUGGAGAGUGAUCGUGCCUGGCUUCACAAUGCAAUGCUCGAGCAUGCCCAGUUCCAAGCCCAAGUUAUUGUUCAAAGACCCGGUGAUCUUGUCAUUAUCCCUAGCCGUGCCUAUCACCAAGUCAGAAAUGUAGGCAUCUCUGUCAAGAUUGCAUGGAAUAGGAUCACAGCACAAACGCUCCAGUAUGCAUUCGACGAUCAGAUUCCCUUGUAUCAUACUAUCAAUCGCCCAGAAGUUUACAAAUGCAAGGCCAUCGUAGCAUUGACAAUUCAACACUGGAACGAGCAACUAAAGAAGAUGAAGAACAAGAAAGGGAAGCGUACGCAAUUCUCAGAAUCAUAUGGACUACAUACCUAUAACAGCAAAAAGGCCUUCUUUGACAGCUCACUCACUCUGCUUGCUUUAUUCCUGAUCGAACUCAUUGAACCUGAAAUGCUCUACCAAACCCACAAGAUUGUAACAGAUGAGAAGGAUGAGGUGUUUACUGUGCGCUGCGAUUUCUGCUAUGGCGACAUCUUUCACCGAUACUAUCACUGCGAUGCUUGCAACGACUACGACUUGUGCCUCAAUUGCUAUUCCAUGGGACGCAGCUGUGAACAUGCCGCCGAGAUGAAGAUGCAUCAAAGCCCAAAGAAGUUAACCAACUACAUCAACUUGUACAAGGAGUAUGUCCAGAACUUGAAUGAGGUUCUUGGAAGUAGAUUCACAUACUUCUGCGAAGAAAACAAGGAGGACCGUAUCCUGAACUUGAAGCCAUCAGAAGCAUCCAACCUUGCAACCACCUGUGUACGACUGGAGCGCUUCCGCAAAAAGUAUCAGAAUCAGCAUCAUACAUUGAGAUGUCAACAUUGCAACGCCACCACCACAGUAAACGAAUUGGGUAACCAAGGCAUCAGCUUAUCGUCUGUAUUCCAACAAAGCCCUUGCAGCAAUGUAGCCACAAAGAAGCGGCCAUAUGUGGAUGUGUACACUUGCAAUGCAUGCACCAAUACGUGCGACAAAUGUGAACCAUUGGAGAGCAACAACGGAUCGCUGAAGGACUACAACUUGGUCUAUUAUCUUCCUGCUUCCCAUGAUUCUCGUAACAGAGGCUCAUUCAUGGAUUUUAAUAUUGCAAAGAGCUAUGAUGUUGCUGACGAUCCGGUGUCAAGCACCAAGAGAAAGAGACCAGAAGAGGACCAAGAUUACCAACCUGAAAACAGAAGAGCAAAGCGUAUGUCCCGAUAG
Mucor velutinosus is the source of this 2013-nucleotide messenger RNA. RefSeq lists its product as uncharacterized. Gene Ontology annotation, cellular component: nucleus; cytoplasm. The record is from RefSeq and is a predicted model, not a curated record. The transcript has 4 exons. The coding region runs from base 1 to 2013 and encodes 670 amino acids. Lineage: Eukaryota; Fungi; Mucoromycota; Mucoromycetes; Mucorales; Mucoraceae. Gene Ontology annotation, biological process: protein hydroxylation; positive regulation of translational termination. Gene Ontology annotation, molecular function: 2-oxoglutarate-dependent dioxygenase activity; sequence-specific DNA binding.